AUGGCGGCCAGUACAAGACCUCAAUACUAUUCGAAUACGCUGAAAGUCAUUGAUAUACGGGAAGGUGCGUUGGUGAGGGCUCGAGCUGAGCUGCAAAGCGCAGUGGAUCGUGGCCUCGUUCUGGUAUCAGAGCAGAGCCCGCCAAUUGACAACCAUGGCAACAUCUUUACCGGCGGACUAGGCAUCGCGUGUCUUCACUUGUACCGGAUCUACCAAGCGAUCACUUCCGGGAAAGAUGAACAGGACAUUCAAAAGCUGGUGGAGGCUGCAGAACGCUACACACCUAAAGAGAUCCCAGCGGAGUUGACAUUUGCAAAUGGACGAACAUCACCACUGUGUCAUACUGAACUGGGUGUCAUCUUCAUCCAGAUGGCGCUCCGGCUUGUCCGAGGGAUGCACCCAGCGUUCAGAGAUGACAAGGCAGACCCCAAGAGCGGUCCUCAGGGGACCGAGCUUAGUGAUUCCACUAGCCACUUCAAUUUUCUUUGGGAAGUCAAUCGUGGCUCAGGUGAGGCAAUCUGGCACACACGAAUGCAGGGCAAAUCUGUGGAAAGCAACGGCCAUCUCAUGGGUAUUGAUGAAGUACUCUGCGGCCGAGCUGGCCUACUAUGGGCUUGUGUACUUCGAAAUCGUCUCUACCGAGUGCUGUCACAGGGUGUGGACUUUCGGGACGCAGACGAGCAUGUGGUAGUCGAUCGCUUGAUGUCACGCGACACCACGGAUCUGAUUGGCAUUUUACAUCUUCAUGGUCUGCCGACACAUACUCCAUCAAGCCCGGAACCGCCCGAACCGCCGCCGUACUCUUGGCCAUGGAUCGACGACUGGCAUGCGCUUGGCGGCAUGCACGGGGCGGCAGGUAUCAUGGCAGCAAUGUUCCAGGCGGAUUACGCUGACUUCAGGACACCAAUGACGGUCCCACGCAGCAUUGGACAGAGCGUACCAGCAUUGACGUCUUUCUUCGAGCAUACUAUGGACACUCUCUGCCAGACUUGCCUCGACAAUGACGGCCAUCUUCCUAUGUCAAAGCCACCGUUCCCCUCCAAGAACAAGAAUGCAAAUCCAUUGGUCCAGAUCUGCCACGGCACACCAGGUCUACUACUCAUGCUAGCAAGCGCACGCCGCAACAAAGAGUUUCGGAGCAAGCACUGGAAGCCAUUGUGGAACGAGGCCUUCGCGAUAGGCAGCCAUCGAGUCUGGGCGGAAGGCCUUAUCAGCAAAGGAGCGGGGAUCUGCCAUGGCAUUGCAGGAAACGCGCUUCCCUGGCUGAUGUGGGUGGAAAUAGACGUCGAUGAAGGAUGGAGCACGGCACCACAUCUUGAGCGGGCUCUGGCUUUUCUGAAGGAGUGCAUGAAUACGAAGCCGUUCAGUGAAGAUCUGGAGGACAAGUAUAGAAUGCCUGACCAUCCGUAUAGCUUGUUUGAGGGGCUUGCGGGAACGGUGCUUGUGUGGAUGGAAGCUGUCAGGAUUCUGGACAAGAUGCUCAGCAAAGCUGCAAGUUGA
Cyphellophora attinorum is the source of this 1500-nucleotide messenger RNA. Its product is annotated as LanC-like protein 1. Gene Ontology annotation, biological process: carbohydrate metabolic process; peptide modification. The transcript has 2 exons. Bases 1 to 1500 code for a protein of 499 amino acids. The record is from RefSeq and is a predicted model, not a curated record. Gene Ontology annotation, cellular component: plasma membrane. NCBI's taxonomy places the organism in Eukaryota, Fungi, Ascomycota, Eurotiomycetes, Chaetothyriales, Cyphellophoraceae.